Messenger RNA from Anopheles maculipalpis, 1265 nucleotides. It is a transcript of the gene Faa, whose product is annotated as fumarylacetoacetase. Bases 10 to 1260 code for a protein of 416 amino acids. Lineage: Eukaryota; Metazoa; Arthropoda; Insecta; Diptera; Culicidae. The transcript has 4 exons. The record is from RefSeq and is a predicted model, not a curated record. Gene Ontology annotation, biological process: homogentisate catabolic process; L-phenylalanine catabolic process; L-tyrosine catabolic process. Gene Ontology annotation, molecular function: fumarylacetoacetase activity.
AGCGGAACCAUGUCGUUUGUUGCGGUACCACAGGGAAGCGAUUUCCCGAUCGAAAAUCUUCCGUACGGUGUAUUUAGCACCGCUGGCAAUCCAACAGCUCGCAUUGGAGUUGCGAUCGGCGAAAAGAUCCUCGAUCUAUCGGCAGUGGCGAGCUAUUAUCCGGAAGGUGUACGGAAUGCCCUGCAAGCGACCGUCCUGAACGAUCUAAUGUCGCUCGGUUGUGACGCUUGGACCGAAGUAAGACGCAUCACCAAGGAACUCCUGCUCGAAGGUUCUGCGCUACACAAAGAUGCGGCUCUUCAAGCCCGUGCCCUUGUACCGCAAUCCGAUGCGAAAAUGCACCUUCCAGCCAACAUCGGCGAUUAUACGGAUUUCUACUCUUCGAUCCAUCAUGCCACCAACGUUGGCGUUAUGUUCCGGGGUAAGGAAAACGCCCUGAUGCCCAACUGGAAGCAUCUUCCAGUUGGAUACCAUGGCCGUGCUAGCUCGGUCGUUGUAUCCGGCACACCAAUCCGUCGUCCAUAUGGCCAAACGCUUCCGGUCGAUGGUGCCGAUCCAGCUUUCGGCCCAUGCCGAUUGUUUGAUUUCGAGCUGGAAAUGGCAUUCUUUGUCGGUGGACCACCAACCGAGCUGGGCGAACGGGUUACGGUGCGUGACGCCGCUAAGCGUGUGUUCGGGUUCGUGCUGAUGAACGAUUGGAGUGCACGGGACAUACAAAAGUGGGAGUACGUUCCGUUGGGACCGUUCACGGCGAAGAAUCUCGGCACGAGCAUUUCACCGUGGAUUGUACCGGUGGCAGCGCUGGAACCGUUCCUCGUGGACAACUUCCCGCAGGAUCCGACUCCAUUCCCGUACUUAAAGCACGAGCAAAAAUUCAACUUCGACAUCAAACUGGAAGUCGACAUUAAGCCGAAAGCAACGGGCGUAGCAACGACGGUUUGCCGCUCGAACUACCGAAACCUGUACUGGACGGCGUUGCAGCAGAUCGCCCAUCACACCGUUACCGGGUGCAAUCUUAACCCGGGCGAUCUGAUGGCGUCCGGUACGAUCAGCGGUGAUGCGUCCGACUCGUUCGGUUCGAUGCUGGAGCUAAGCUGGAAGGGCACGAAACCGGUUCCGCUGAGCGGUGGGGAGUCGCGUAAAUUUCUACAGGACAACGAUGAGGUCGUCAUCCGUGGGUACUGCUCGACGGAUGAUGGGCUGAGGAUUGGAUUCGGCACGUGCGCCGGUGUGGUGCUUCCGGCAACACCGUUCGAAUGAAUCGU